CGGCGGCGCGGGGCGGUGCCGGUGCCGGUGCCGGUGCCCACCCCCGCUGCCGGUGGCGGGGCGGAGCGGCCGCCCCGAGCGCUAUAAAGCGGGCGGCCGCGCCGGUGCCGCAGCGAGGGCGGGGGUCGCCAUGAGCCUGAUGCUGGAGACGCUGCUGGGCCCCCCGGGGGGGCUCCGCAAGGAGCCGGGCCGCGCUGCCCCGCGCUCCGCCGCCUCCAGCGGCUUCUACUCGUGGCCGGCCCCGGUGGCGGGGCGGGCGCGGGGCGCGGGCGGCGGCAGCGCGGCCGCGUCCUCCACCGAGAGCCUGGACUCGCUGAACGGCGAACCGCGGGCGCGCAACGAGAAGGAGCUGCUGCAGGUGCUGAACGACCGCUUCGCCGGCUACAUCGAGCGGGUGCGGGCGCUGGAGCAGCAGAACCGGGCGCUGGCGGCCGAGGCGGCGGCGCUGCGGCAGCAGCAGGCGGGGCGCUCGGCCAUGGGCGAGCUGUACGCGCGGGAGCUGCGGGACAUGCGGGGCACCGUGCUGCGCCUGGGCGCCGAGAAGGGCCAGCUGCGGCUGGAGCGGGCGCGCCUGGCCGAGGACGUGGCGGCGCUGCGGGGACGGCUGGAGGACGAGGCCCGGCAGCGCUCGGAGCUGGAGGCGGCGGCCCGCGGGCUGGCGCAGCGCUCGGCGCAGGAGGAGCGGGCGCGGGCGCCGCUGGAGGAGCGGGCCCGGGCGCUGCGGGAGGAGGCGGAGCAGCUGCGGAGGCAGCACCGCGCCGAGGUGGGAGCGCUGCUGCGCGGGGCGCGCCCCGAGCUGCCCGCGGAGCCGCCCGCCUCGCUGCGCCCCGGCGUCACCGCCGCGCUGCGCGACCUGCGCGCUCAGCUGGAGGGCACGGCGGCCCGCAGCACCCUGCAGGCCGAGGAGUGGUUCCGCGUGAGGCUGGACAAGCUCUCGGAGGUGGCCAAGGUGAACACGGACGCCAUGCGCUUGGCCCAGGAGGAGAUCUCCGAGUACCGCCGGCAGCUCCAGGCCAAGACCACCGAGCUGGAAGCCCUCAAGGGGACCCAGGAGUCGCUGGAGAGGCAGAGGCAGGAGUCGGAGGAGCGCCACCACGCAGAUGUCCUGUCCUACCAGGAAACCAUCCAGCAGCUUGACAACGAGCUGAGGAACACCAAGUGGGAGAUGGCAGCUCAGCUCCGCGAGUACCAGGAUCUGCUCAACGUCAAAAUGGCCCUGGACAUCGAAAUUGCUGCCUACAGAAAGCUCCUGGAAGGGGAGGAGUAUCGGCUGGAGACUGGCAUUGGGAUGCUCUCCUACCCCGAGGUGGUCCCCAAGCCUCCCAGCAUCACCACCAGCAUCAAGGUGAAGAGCGAGGAGAAGAUCAAGGUGGUGGAAAAAUCAGAGAAGGAGACAGUGAUUGUGGAGGAGCAGACAGAGGAAAUCCAGGUGACCGAGGAGGUCACAGAGGAGGAGGAGGCUGAGAAAGAGGCUGAAGAGGAAAAAGCAGAAGAGGGGGAGGAAGAGGGGGAGGAAGAAGAAGAGGAGAAGGCUGAAGAAGAGGCUGAAGAAAAGGCCAAGUCUCCUGCAAAGGAGGAGGCCAAGUCCCCAGAGAAACCUGAGUCCCCUGCAAAGGAAGAGGCCAAGAGCCCAGCUGUGAAAUCCCCAGAAAAACCUGCAACCCCCUCAAAGGAGGAGGCCAAGAGCCCAGCUGUGAAGUCCCCAGAGAAACCCCCAACCCCCUCAAAGGAGGAAGCCAAGACUCCAGCUGUCAAAUCCCCUGAAAAGCCACCAACACCCUCUAAGGAGGAGGCCAAGACCCCCGCAGUGAAAUCGCCAGAGAAACCGACACCUCCCUCAAAAGAGGAGGCCAAGACCCCAACAGUGAAAUCCCCAGAGAAACCGACACCUCCCUCAAAAGAGGAGGCCAAGACCCCAACUGUCAAGUCCCCAGAGAAACCCCCAGCCCCUUCUAAAGAGGAGGCCAAGCCCCCAGCUGUGAAAUCCCCAGAGCCACCUGCAACUCCCUCGAAGGAGGAAGCCAAACCUCCAUCUGUCAAAUCCCCAGAGAAGCCCCCAAGCCCCUCUAAGGAGGAGGCCAAGCCCCCAGCUGUGAAGUCCCCAGAGAAGCCCCCAAGCCCCUCUAAGGAGGAGGCCAAGCCCCCGGCUGUGAAGUCCCCAGAGAAAGCCAAAUCUCCCGUGAAGGAGGAGGCCAAGUCUCCGCAGAAGGAAGCAGCCCCAGCCAAGGAGCCAAGCCCUGCUCCGAAGGCCCCGGCCAAGGAGGAGCAGCCCAAGGAGGUGAAGGCUCCCUCCAAGCCUGAGGAGGGUAAGAAGGAGGAAGCUCCCAAGAAGGAUGUCCCAGCCAAGGCAGAGGAGAAACCCAAGGAGAAGGCGGCUGCUGUGCCAGAGCCUCCAGCUCCACAGGCCAAAGAGACCAAGCCAAGCCCCAAACCUGCCGAAGAAGCUCCAGCAAAACCUCAGCAGGAGGUCAGCAAGGCGGCUGCCAAGGAGGCUGAAAAGCCAAAGGCUGAGGAGCCCAAGAAGAAAGUAGAAGAACCCAAGAAGGAAAAGGCGGAGGAGCCCAAGAAGGCAGAGGAGCCCAAGAAAGAAAAGACAGAGGAGCCCAAGAAGGCAGAGGAACCCAAGAAGGAGAAGGCAGAGGAGCCUAAGAAGGUGGAGGAACCCAAGAAGGAGAAGGCAGAGGAACCCAAGAAAGUGGAGGAACCCAAAGCUAAAGCAAAACCCAAAGAUGAGCCCAAAGCCAGUAAGGAACCCCCCAAAGGCGAGGCUCCCUCCAGCAAGGAGGGCUCAGCCCCAGAGCCGGGGAAGAAGUGAUGGAAGAGUCCCGGGAGCCGAAGGCACCUCCGGGCACGGGAGCUGCUCCACUCCCUCCGACGGCUGGGCCCAGGGUGGAGCCCCCAGGCCCCCCAGGGCCCCCCAGGGCCCCCCAGGCCAGGCUUUCCCUUAGCAAUAGGCCCGUGAGAGCCCCGUGGGUGGGCGAUUGCUUCCCUCGCAGAACGUGAUAUUCGCCGAGCGCCACAUUUAACACUUGAAUUAUAACCCAGGAGAAGAGGGGGGGCCCCCAGGGGAACCCCACCACCCUUCUCCUCUAAGUGCAUUUAUUUAAUGUAUGUGCAAUGGAUGGAUGAGUGCAAUGCAGAGCUGUAGCUGCUUGGGGGGGCUGGCGGGGUCCUGCCCUGCCCUGGGGGGUGACAGUCCCUCUGGGCAGAGGUGGGAGAGGCUGGGAGCUGCUGGAAUGCUCACAGACACACACGGUGCACCAGGAACCUCAGCCCACUGAUCUUUGCUUUCUGUGCAAUAACCAAAUAAAAGUGCUUACAGAGACA
Passer montanus (Eurasian tree sparrow) is the source of this 3327-nucleotide messenger RNA. RefSeq names its product neurofilament heavy (gene NEFH). Gene Ontology annotation, biological process: axon development. Gene Ontology annotation, cellular component: axon; neurofilament. The transcript has 4 exons. Gene Ontology annotation, molecular function: structural constituent of postsynaptic intermediate filament cytoskeleton. NCBI's taxonomy places the organism in Eukaryota, Metazoa, Chordata, Aves, Passeriformes, Passeridae. The record is from RefSeq and is a predicted model, not a curated record. The coding region runs from base 131 to 2815 and encodes 894 amino acids.